UCCUCUCUUCCAGCUCCUCCCCUCCAACCCUCUAGAUCGCCUCCUCCCCUUCUCUCUGCCUCCCUCUCCUUCUCUACCUUCCCCUUCUCUCCCAGCAACCUCUUCCUCCACCAGCCCCCACCAGGCCCCUCCCCCUUCCCUGUCCUUCCCUGUCAGUCUUCGCCCUUCUCUGCAUGCUCCUCCUCUCUCUCUCUCCUCUCUCUCUCUCUCUCUCUCUCUCUCUCUCUCUCUCUCUCGCUGGGUUGUCGGCUCUCUCUGGCUCUCUCUCUCUCUCUCUCUCUCUCUCUCUCUCUCUCUCUCUCUCUCUCUCUCUCGGUUGUCGGCCCGCGGAGUGAUCGAUAGGUCAGUCCGCAGGCGGGUCCUCGGCACUUGGCUCGCCACGCCUGCGACGCUGCCAUGGAGACGUAGCCGCGGCCUCCUGGCCCCGCCGCGUACCUGGAUCCUCUGCGUCAGCAGGCACACGCGUGUCCGUGAGCGCCGGUGGCAAUGGCUGCUCUGCUUGAGGACCCGGGCAAGCGGUGCCUUUGCCUGGCGUAGGGGUGCGGGAGGUGGGGUUCGCAUCUUUCCUCCACCCAGAAGCACUGCUCCAUAGCUGAGGAACGCUUCUCUCACCAGCGGAGACCCUGGGACCACCAAACCAUCUGUGGGCUGCCCACACGCCUCACCCUUCCUCCCAGCUCACCUGGCUGCAUCCGUGAGUAGCCUCACUGAACUCUGUGGCCCACUGAGACUGCUCCUGAUGGCGAGGCCUGUGUUGGGCCUGUACCCUACGCCAGACAGAUUCUUCCCUUUGCAGUGUCAUCCUUGGUAAGAAUGGAAGACUGGCUAGAAAGGACGUGAAAACUAGCGCUUGGUCCACAUUCCCAUUGCCUUUUGAGUGGCGUGGACAGGUCGGUCCCUGCUGCAGGGACCCUGGAUACAUCUCUUUGAGCUCAGCAGUAUUGCAGAGGCAGUGGCCAUCUGGGCAGGGUGCCCCAGAGUGGUGUGGAGUCUCUGUCGACACAACUCUAUUGUUCAGAGUUGGGCCACCGCGCCAGGCUGACCCACUUUCUGUCUGGAAUGGCUCACAUGGCUUCCGAACGGUCAGACUUGUGUCUUAGCUUCCCCUGCCCUCCUGAGGAUCUUGCCUAUGGGAAGUCUGAGUUACCUACUUCCACUAUUACAUUGAACGAGUAGUCUUCAACCCAACAGCCAACUAGUUAACAAAGCCAGCUGUUCGUGGCCUAGGAGGGAAGCCAGGUGUGCAGGACCCUGGGCUUGUGGGAUGAGUCGGCGAGUCCCCCUGGCAGAGAAGGCCCUGUCAGAACGCUACGCCCGCCUCCGGUACAGGGACACUUCCUUGCUCAUUUGGCAACAGCAGCAGCAGCAGUUGGAGUUUGUACCACCCAGGACAUACCUGAGCAGGAGCCGCAGCAUGUGGUACUCCCAGUAUGGAAAUGAGGCCAUCUUAGUCCGAGACAAAAACCAGCUUGGGGUCUCUAGGGACACUGGCCAGUCUAAGUUUUGCUCAAUCAUGUAAUUCCAGGGAGAUGACCUUUGAUGCCCAUGAAGAUCAAGUUGUGGUAUGAAAACUCAACACCCAAGAGUAACAUCCAAGCCCUUUAUUAGUGACACAGCUGGUGCCUAGAUGCCCUCCCCUCACUGCCCAGGCCCAGGCAACAAAAGGGAAGCCAGUAAGACACCCCCCCCCCCAGCUUCGAUGAGCUGCUGCCUGAUAUAGAAUGGGUCGGGUCCAGGGUAAGGAGGGAACUCUUCCUAUCAUCUAUGAUGAGCUCACUGCAGUGACAUGUGAAAAGGGGCCAGCACUGGGAAUGACAUUCCUGAGCACAGAGUUUUAGUGACCAAUUGGUCUAAAUGUUAUACUGCAUUAUGGUCGCAUCCACACUGGCCACCAGAUGUGAUCUCAUAUAUAGGUAUAUCUUAAACACCGUCAGCAAAAUGUGCCCAGAAGUGAUUUCACACUUAAUCACCCGUGGAAGAGAGCAAGUUCUCGACGGUGGAGCAGCAGAGCCAACUUUCUGCCAGGCUGCAGUGGCAUUCUUUUAGGGUCUGUCACGCUCCACCUCAGCACACGUUGUGGACAGCUGAAAAGUGCUUGCCUCUGCUGCAGUUAAGGUCUGUGUGGCUAUGCAAAUGCGGUUGUGUUUUGUCAAAACUGAGCUUUCUAAAUAAACCUAAGACUCCCAUCCUCAUUUAUCUCGUGUAAAACCCUACUUGGCUUUCUAAAAUAACAGUAAUGACUGACGGUUGCUAAGAGCCCUUAAAUGGAAAUAUAUAAAGCAAGCACAGGCCCUCCCUCAAGACAGCCACUGUCCCCUCCGCACUUUGUGCUCAGUUACAAACUGCUCCAGUGGCAUCACCGCUCACCAUGCACCCUGUUCUGCCCACUCACCAGGCACUUAACUACCAUCCAACUGCCAGCACUCAGUGGCAGAGGCUGCACUUUGCUUGAAACUUAUGCAAAGAGCAUGUCUCAGCCAUGGCUUUAUGUUACUGUAUCCCUUUGCAGAAAUGCAAAUUUGUUUUAAAACCAUCAGGACACAGUGCAUUCCUCAAAUACGACAUCCAGCCUGGGCAGCUGGAGCCUCCUGAGGAGCCUAGGGUCAGGGUCCUUCCGCUCUGUCCUGCUGAGAUCAAGGGCAUGGGCUGGACUUCUGUAGUGUAUUUCUGUAAAUAUAGAGGGAGGCCUCAUCAUACAGUAUGGGCUGGUUGGCCUGACCUGGAGGCCUGACACUUGGAAAUUGUUCCAAGUUCCUCAGUUUCUGUCAAGCCUUUCAGUUCAAUUGAAGUCCCGCACGCAAGCUUCACACUUACCUGGGAUUGCUGCCACCUGCUCACAUCCCCCUACCCCAAGACUGUCCCUAUCAGAUACAGCACACUCAUUAGGGAGGCAAAUCAGACUGUGCUGGGAAGAGUGAGCACUUGUGGGGCAGCUAUCUUAGGGUAUCCAGCAGGUAUGGGUGGCACACAAGCAUCAUGCCUCAUGUAGGACACUGGAAAGCCACUAAGCUGCUUAGAAUACAAAAUGCCAUCUGUGCUUAGGAGGCCAGGCCAGUACUGGAAGAGACUAAGUCUGAUGGGAAGGGGUAGUGGCAGCAAGAAUGCCAAAGUAGCCUGACACACUCUGGAUGGGAACAUGAACCUCCUCCCCAGGCCUGGCCACUUACAAGUUUUCAGUCCUUUACUGCAGCUAAGCCAACUCCACAGCCUACUUUUGGUGAGCAGAAUAGGUUUCUUCAUGUGUUCUAACCCACAUUUCCACUGGGUCUAUACUUGGAGGCCUAUACAAGGAACCUGCAGCAAGGAGACGGAACGGGCAUUAGGUGAGACAAUCUUAGGAGAGCCUUGGUCUUCAGGAAGGCAGUCAGUCUAAAGGAGGGCCGUACUCCCUGUACCCCAGCACCACGACAGAGGCCAGCAGGUGCUCAAGAGCUCUGCUGCUGUUCUGCAAAAGCCUCCCCCGUUACUAUGCAGUGUGCAGGCCUUAAAGAAUUCACAGUUCUGUUGCCUCAACCUCCUAACAGAUUUCACCACACUUAACUUGAAGUGGUUUUUAGAGCCCUUUUUGGGUGUUCUGGUGUUCUGUGUAUUUCUUCUACCAAGAGCUAUAACAGGUCAAGUAUGAGGACUCACCAUGUGCCCUCAGAAUGAGGAACUGCAGCAAAGAGCACUACGCAGACAUAACCUUUUUUCCCCUUCUUUUUAUUAUGAAAACAAAACAAACACCCUAGGAGAAAGGUUCAUGAUUACCAGAAGACACCAGAGUACUUCCUACCGCUUUUUACUCUGUGCUGUUGAGGCCGGCAUUGCAAAAAACAAGCUAAACUACUUACAAUGGACUCAUUUUCAGUAACUGACAUUUACAAGAAUAUACUAGAAACGGCACUAAAAAGUUUAAGAAAAGUUACGGUAAACUUGCAUGCACAUCAUACAGAAAAGAAACAUUUUAAAUAUAUAUAUAAAAAAAGAAAAGCUUCUGGAAGUAUUAUGCCAGUAGCAGGGACAGUGAGAAACAGGAUGACAAAGCUUUUGACAGUGGGCUUGCAUUUCCCAAAUGACUGUAAAAGGCGUGACAGCUGCAAAAGGACAAACCAAGAAAACCACAGAUGUCUCCCGUCUGUAAGCAAGCUGAGCUAUCCAGCCUGAGGAGGUCUGAACCUGAAGCCCAUUCCUCGGCUCCCAGUAGUCUGCCAAGUGCCUGCCUCACUCCUGCAUGUGACCCUUAAGGAAGCCUGUGGACAGCUGUUCUCCAGCUCUGCACACAACAAUCUAAGUUCCUGUAGCCUCUGUAACUUAGAAGAAGGGAGUGACAGUUUACCCUGCAGCCUGGCAUUGUGGGGACCGAGGCCCUCCAAAACUCUAAAGACAAAACAGUUUAAGUCUGGACAGAAAGAAAAAGAAAAAAGCACCAAUGACCGAGGCUGCUCAGUAGGGACCACAGCCACGGGAAUGCCAGACCCUCCUCUCAUGGAACCAGCACUGCACCACUGCCCUGCUGCAGGGGCACCACCCAGGAACGGACUCUGCUCGCCUCACAUCUCACAGAGGCACUCGGUGCACGCCCAGGCGCUGUGCCUUGCCUAGACAUGCUGCCCAGGCUGUCAUGGUAGGCCACCACUGAGACCCCAUGCGAAGGCCUGUCAGUUUCCUCGUGUUUAUUUCUUACAGUCACAGCUUAAAUAUUCUAUUAAAGAUCUGUUUAAAAAAUACCUUUGAAAAACAAGGGUAACCUUAAAAAAAUGGAACCUUAAAAUCCACUUAUAUUUUUAUUAUAAACAAACUGGCUUACAAGUUUAACUGGCUGAUCACUCACCAGGCGUCUAGACAUGGUAGCCAGCCAGCUGCUUCCCGAGCUUGACACUCACUGCCUGUCCACAUCCACAAGAGCUGGCAGCAUCGACUUUAGAAAUUUUACAUAUCUCCCAUGUGGGGAUGCUGACGACGAGUCCUUGGCUCUGCCUAGAAGUAAUGGAAGAAACUGCAGGGACCCCCGCCUCAGUACAACCAUACAACGACCAGGCUCUGCACCUGGCGCCCUCAGGUGGGGUCGGGAUAAUCAGUUUUCUGGGCUAACAGUGAUCAUCAGGCUCACCUUUGACCCUGUCGGGAGUAGACAGGUCAGGCAGAGCCUCUGCAGACUGCUUCCAGGCCUGGGAGAUUGGCCUGUGUGCUCCUGGCUGAGGCCACAAUGCUAUAGCUAAUCCAGGCUGACCCUGCAUUCCAAAACCAUUCGGCAGCCUCAAACACAACAAACGGAACAGAACUUUCUGUUAAACUCUGUAUAUUAUUACUUUUUACAAUAGAAAAUUAAAUGUCAAGACCUUGGCCUGAUAUACAUUGCUUUUCUCUCAGCUUACAAAGCUUGUGUUGAAGAACUGAGGUUCCCUCCGUUGACGUCUUUUAAAAAGACCAGAAGUUAGUAAGAAAGAACUGAAGAGACAACAUAAAAUGAAGAUGUGCUGCAGCCGAAGGAUGUCUAUACUUGUAAAGUCCCCAGGUUUCAUUAAAAAAAAAAAAAAAAAAAAAAAAAAA
Meriones unguiculatus (Mongolian gerbil) is the source of this 5532-nucleotide messenger RNA. RefSeq names its product BRD3 opposite strand (gene Brd3os). NCBI's taxonomy places the organism in Eukaryota, Metazoa, Chordata, Mammalia, Rodentia, Muridae. The coding region runs from base 1265 to 1519 and encodes 84 amino acids. The record is from RefSeq and is a predicted model, not a curated record. The transcript has a single exon.